UUUCCUGUUCAUAAACGUUUUGUGAUUGGUGAGAAAAAGGACAUGGUGUAGUCCUCCUAUACAAUUGGUUUAGGAAAAACUAGGUUAGUAGUGCGGCAGUCAUAACAGAGGGGAGAAAGUAGGUCACAGACUGAGUACCGUAUAUCACUGUUUUUUUUGUAACAGAGGGUUCUAUCAUUGAAUGGAGAGGGCCUAGCUGAUUUAUCUAAUAGACCAUCUCCUCAGAGACCAUCUCCUCAGAGACCAUCUCCUCAGAGACCAUCUCCUCAGAGACCAUCUCCUCAGAGACCAUCUCCUCAGAGACCAUCUCCUCAGAGACCAUCUCCUCAGAGACCAUCUCCUCAGAGACCAUCUCCUCAGAGACCAUGUUUUAAUCAAGUAAAGGAGGGAAAUUACACCGGGCAAAGCUGACUGUUUUGGGCUUCGCGUUGUGCUGAUCAUGACAGUGUUUUUCCUGGGGCUUUGUCCCACUCUCACAGAAAAGAGACUAACAAGAAGUGCCUUGCUUUUUCAGGCCAGGAGGGAAUAACUUUCACAAGCCUGAAGUCUUUUAACAAAAAGGCCCAUGAAUAGUAGAGCACAUAGCUCAGUGUCUCAGAGAAGGAAUACCAGACGAACCAACCAGGAGGCAUCUCCCCCCAUCUCAAACUAAAGCAAUUGCAAAUGGAUGGAAGGAAAUUCCAGAAGCUGUAAUGAACAUUUGUGAUGAUCUAAUGGCAGACCAAAGGAUGGACAUUACCUCUACAAUGAAUGAGUUCAUGUCCCCCAGCUCCAGCGACCUGAUCAGCAGCUCCGUCAACACCCCAGGCAUGGACUACACCCGCAAGAGAAAGGGCAGCACCUCCGACUACCAAAUUGAUGGAUUUUCUUUCGAGGAGUGUGGUGAUCACCAGGGCCGGAUAAAAAAUGCCAGGGAGGCACACAGUCAGAUUGAGAAGCGGCGCAGGGACAAGAUGAACUGCUUCAUAGACGAGCUGGCGGCACUAGUCCCUACCUGCAACGUUAUGUCCCGCAAGCUGGACAAACUCACGGUCCUACGCAUGGCUGUCCAGCAUAUGAAGACAUUAAGAGGAGCAGCAAACCCUUACACAGAGGCGAACUACAAGCCGUCUUUCCUGUCCGAUGAUGAACUGAAGCACUUAAUAUUGAGGGCUGCUGACGGCUUUCUGUUUGUUGUUGGAUGUGAUCGUGGGAAGAUCCUUUUUGUCUCGGAGUCAGUUUACAAGAUCCUCAACUAUUGCCAGAAUGACCUAAUUGGCCAGAGUCUGUUUGAUUACCUGCAUCCUAAAGACAUCGCCAAAGUCAAGGAGCAACUGUCGUCAUCAGAUACAGCACCUCGGGAGCGGCUCAUUGAUGCCAAAACCGGUCUACCAGUUAAGACAGACAUCACCCCUGGGCCAUCUCGACUGUGCUCCGGGGCCAGACGCUCGUUCUUCUGCCGAAUGAAGUGUAACCGGCCCUACGUCAAAACAGAGGACAAGGACUUCCCCUCCACCUGCUCCAAAAAGAAAGCCGACCGCAAGAGCUUCUGCACGAUCCACAGUACUGGCUACCUGAAGAGCUGGCCGCCCACCAAGAUGGGCCUGGACGAUGACAACGAGCCCGACAACGAGGGCUGUAACCUCAGCUGCCUGGUGGCCAUCGGCCGGCUGCAUCCCCACAUCGUCCCCCAGCCCUCCCACGAGGACAUCCGCGUCAAACCCACCGACUAUGUCUCCCGCCACGCCAUCGACGGGAAGUUUGUCUUUGUUGACCAGAGGGCUACAGCCAUUCUUGCAUACUUACCCCAGGAGCUUCUUGGCACCUCUUUUUACGAGUAUUUCCAUCAGGAUGAUAUUGGCCACCUGGCAGAAUGUCACAGACAAGUGCUUCAGAUGAGAGAAAAGAUCAACACAAACUGUUAUAAGUUCAAGAUUAAAGAUGGCUCCUUCAUCACUCUGCGAAGCCGCUGGUUCAGUUUCAUGAAUCCCUGGACCAAAGAGGUGGAGUACAUUGUCUCCACAAACACAGUGGUCUCGUGCAGUAUGCUGGAUGGUGCAGACUCCAGCUAUCCUCAGUCUGCCGUCUCUCCCACUGGCUCUAUGGACAGUGUGCUGACGUCAGAAGGUGGAGGGAGACGGGCCCUUCAGACGGUGCCAGGCAUCCCCGGGGGAACACGUGCAGGUGCCGGUAAGAUCGGUCGCAUGAUCGCAGAGGAGGUGAUGGAGACUCAGAGGACCCGAGGCUCAACCCCCUCCAGCUGUGGCUCUAGCCCCCUGAACAUCAGCACCCCUCCUCCAGACUGCUCUCCAGGAGGCAAGCGAAUUCAAAAUGGAACGCCAGACCUUCCGUCGGCAGGGACGCUACCAGGACCCGACACCAUUGGAUACCCAUACUCCAACCAGUCUAUUAUGAGUGACAACUCGCACCUCAGCAUUGACAUCAUGGACGAACCAGGCUCCAGCAGCCCCAGUAACGACGAGGCAGCCAUGGCUGUGAUCAUGAGUCUCCUAGAGGCUGAUGCAGGCCUUGGUGGCCCUGUAGACUUCAGUGACUUACCCUGGCCCUUGUGAGGACAGCCCCAGCAGGGCUGUUGGAAUCCUUGGUCUAAGGCCCACAUAACCAUGCUAGUGAACUACAGCGGGACUGGUACAGGAUGAUUCAGUUAGCAUUAUCCUAACGGGGAUUUCUAUAUUGAAGACAUGUCUUGAUGCUUUUACACUACAUAAUGGUUUUCCUUGUUGGAUAUCCCCAUUGACUAAAUGGUAGGAGUGUAUGGUAUCAGUAGUAAAAUAUUUUUUUAAUUAAAGUUUGAGCUUAACAGAU
Molecule: messenger RNA, 2805 nt
Organism: Salvelinus fontinalis (brook trout)
Lineage: Eukaryota; Metazoa; Chordata; Actinopteri; Salmoniformes; Salmonidae
Product: basic helix-loop-helix ARNT-like protein 1
Exons: 20
Coding region: 693-2552 (619 amino acids)
Biological process (GO): circadian rhythm; regulation of transcription by RNA polymerase II
Cellular component (GO): nucleus; transcription regulator complex; cytoplasm
Molecular function (GO): RNA polymerase II cis-regulatory region sequence-specific DNA binding; DNA-binding transcription factor activity, RNA polymerase II-specific; protein dimerization activity
Source: RefSeq, a predicted model, not a curated record